This is a messenger RNA of Silurus meridionalis, 2264 nucleotides long. Its product is annotated as golgin subfamily A member 6-like protein 22. Bases 1 to 1338 code for a protein of 445 amino acids. NCBI's taxonomy places the organism in Eukaryota, Metazoa, Chordata, Actinopteri, Siluriformes, Siluridae. The record is from RefSeq and is a predicted model, not a curated record. The transcript is spliced from 8 exons.
AUGAGCCUGAGGACUGUGUCUCAUGGGGACCUUCAGAACUUGUCUCUGUCAAAGCUUCCAGCAGCCUCAGACAGCAGUAUGUUCAAGUCCAACUCUGUCAGCAGCAAUAUGGGGAGCAGAUUUGGAAAGGAGAGCAUGGAGGAGAUCAAGGGAGUGUCUAAACCGUCUCAUCCUCCUCGAAGGCCUGUGAGAGCAGUGAGGCCGGUGAGUGCUCUCAGUGGCUCUUUCCUUCAGAUUAACCACCUGCAAGGAGAGCUGGUACGCAAGAGAAAGGAAUGUGAGGACCUAAAGAAGGAAAACAAAUACCUAUCUAGUGAGAUUCACAUGGAGAGAAUCGUGAUGAGAACUGAAAGUGAGCUUUCCAUGAGGAACCUUAGAAACCUCAACCAGGAACUACAGGCACAAGUUAAAGAGUUAAAACAGAAGCUGCACCUAAACCAGCAGAGAGCAACUAUGUGCUCGAGGGCAGUGGAGGAGGCUGACAUGUCACGAAGUGAAGCAGAAAAGAACCGAACACUAGCAGAGGCUCGAGCACUAGAGAGCAAAAUAGAGAGAGAUGCAGCACUGGGAGACAAAGACCAGCUCACUGAGGAGUUGCACAGUUUGAGUAAAGAGCACAAAAACUUGCAGCUGCUUCUGGCACAGACUGAAAAGAAUUACUUUGAGGCCAUGCUGAAACUGGAAAGGGUCUCUGGAGAGAAACAGUUUCUCUUGAAGGAUAACAAGAGCCUGGAGGACGAGAAGAACACACUACGUCAGAAAAACAAAGAGCUGACUGACGAGAAUGCAAAAGUCAAAGAAAAGGAGGCGUCAUGGAGACGCAAGGCUGCCGCUGCCGAAGAGGAGAGCCAGAGAGCCAUUAAAGAGCUACAACAGGCUGAGCACGAGAGUAGACUGUCCAAAAGAGAUAAAGACAAAUCAGUUAGUGAGUGUCUUAGCUGGCGGGAAAAACACCAAGCUCUAGCAGACAUCUUCAGAGCACAGGAGGACCUGAUAUCACAGAGGCAGAAUAAAGCUUGUCAAGCAAACAUUAAAAGCUAUUUUCUUUGUAUGACUGAAAGUGACCAGAAAAUUAAGAUCCUGAAGAACUAUGAUGGAACUCCAAGGAACUUCAUGGAGGGAGAUCCUGUGUAUAUUUCAACAGCCAGUGAUGAGGAUUCAGAAAAGUCCUCAGGAAGGACACUUCUCAGGGUUGCAGCUCCUACAGCAGGAAGAGACUCUGGACCAGCUCACUUUAGUGAACUAUCAUCAACAGGAGUGGAUAUUUCUGACAGCAACGCCAGGAGGAGAAGUCGAAAAGUGGUUGACUACUUUUGGAUUCCCACUGAUCAAGAAUAGUCUGUUAUUAGUGGCUUGAGAAUUUCAAAAUACACAAAUAAUAAAAAAAAAAACCAAGCCAAGAUCACGCACCAGCAUAAACAUGUAAAAAUUGUACAAUUAAAAACCGGUUUUAGUGUGUUAUUAGGGGUAUUAUAAGUUGAUUAUGUCACACUUUACAAGCCCAUAAUUUGUGGCAGACACCGUCAUCCUCAUGUUUGCUCCAACUUAAAUUUUAGGAUUAAAAUAGAUUGCUGACAAAGAGAAUGACAUCCCUUUUUUUUUUUUUUUAAAUCAGCAAAAUGUGUAGAAUUCUGCAACAUUGUUAUGCAAGGACUGAAUCAUAAAGCAGCCCUGAAGCUUUCUACAGCACUCAAAACAGGAAGCACACACUUUUUGGUCAUCAAUUCCAUUUACUGAAACAGUAGAGUAGCAUACAGAGCACUAAAAACCUUACCAUGACAUGACCGUUAGUUAUAUACUCUUACAUAGACAAAGUCACAAACACCUCAGAGAAAGUAAUGGUGGGAAAUCAAUGCAAGUCAAAUAAAUUUAACACUUGUCAGUAACAGAUUUCCUGUGAAUUACUUAGUGACAAGGGCAAAAAACUUUCACUUACUCUUAAUACAAAUAGGAGACCGAUGCUUCAUCUUUACUUUUAAUGUUUAAAAUGUUCAAGAUUAAAAAGAUUUGCUUUGUUGGAAUUUUGUUUGGAGUAGGCAAUAACAGGCUACUGCAGAACAUUUACUAUUGCAACACUGAAUGGUGCCUAUAAAAGGCAUUACUUAUCAAUCCCAGAGUCAAAUUCUUAAGUUGACACAAAUGCAUGAAAACAAGGACAUGAACUGUCACCAUUCAGAUUUCUACUUUUCUUCCCAACACUCACAGUAUUCAAUAAACAUUAAAGCUUUACUGCAGAUCCUGGAAAUAAGUAGUGUGUUGUACAU